UGGACCUUGAAUUCCCGUGAAGUUUUUUGGACAGUCAGUGAACCUCGUGGUCCGAUACGAUACCGACGGGGCCAUCCUCCGAAUUGGCCAUCAUGUCGACAUUUACGCACAGCCUACGGCAGCUAAGAUGUCAAGGCAAACUUUUCCGAGCACCAUGGCCUCAGCCUGCCUUGCAAAGAGCGACUUUUCCCCUCGGUGUACGAAGCAUCGCCAGUGAAACAUCUUCAACGAUCGUCGAACCCAAGCCCGACCCUUUCGCCGUGAUAGAUUCGAGUUCGAAGAUUUCUCUGCCAUUCCAAGAUGUCCAGCAUGCGAGAGCCGUUCCCGUCUCGGCUUCGUACUUCUCUCGGGAACCUCAAUUCAAUGAGAUGUACCUCCGAAUUGCUCGUCUUCUCACCAAAUAUCACACUCUUCCGACACUACCCCCAAGCGCUGCUCCUCCGACAGCUUGGGUAAAGCUCGAUGAAAUGCGAUCGAAACUUGGUGAACCAAUUAAGGCCUCCCACUACGCCAAGGUGAUUCGAGUUGCCAAGCGCCUGAACCAGAUUGAGACCUCACUCUUCCCUGAGGAAGUCCGGGUUGCUCUUGAGGAUUUUAAGCGAGACAUCAACCCUUUCAUGAACGUACCUCAUGAGGUGACAGUCGACAAGUUUGGACGAGCCAUUGGUGUCGGCAAGCGAAAGGAAUCUACUGCUCGGGCUUGGGUUGUGGAGGGUACAGGAGAGGUGCUGAUCAAUGGCAAGACCCUCAGCCAAGCUUUCGGUCGUGUUCAUGAUCGUGAGAGUGCGGUCUGGGCUCUUCAGGCCACUGAGAGAUUAGACAAGUACAAUGUCUGGGCAUUGGUGGAGGGUGGUGGAACAACCGGUCAGGCCGAGGCUCUUACGUUGGCGGUUGCCAAAGCUCUGAUCGUUCACGAGCCAGCGCUCAAAACUGCUCUUCGAAAAGCUGGGUGUAUCACCAGAGACCCAAGGACAGUGGAGAGGAAGAAGCACGGCCAUGUCAAGGCACGCAAGAUGCCCGCCUGGGUCAAGCGAUAAGCAAAUUUUGCAGAGUUGACAUUUCACGACUUUGGAUUGAGCAUGUUGCUGUGAUCAUGAUGAGAAGGGUGGUGAGCGGGGCGCUCAUCCAACCUCAUGUAUAAACAAUACCUUUGUAGUUUUAAAACCCCAUGCCCGGCCUUCGAAAGAAGCUGUAAUGUUUGGAUUGUGAUCGUGUGGACGGGCAAUUAUGGCUGGUACCCGUCAUGAAAAGCACUCCGGUUCCUCGGUGGUUCAUAUCGUGUCGGUUCGAAAUAACAGUUGGUGCACUCGGACAAAUGUAACCAUAGAUCUCAGAUGAGCUGAUGCGGCAUCACGUCUCCGGCUCCUCGGGCUCCGGAAAGUCGUACCUGUUCAUCACAUGGGAAUCCUUGUUGCAAGAUGUCAACGCUUCUUUCACGCGCCCUGAAGAGUAUUUAAUGACAUGCAGGGGGUCAACGAACUUUGAGAACCCCAGCCUUCUUCAUGUGCGUAUAAGACAUUUUCUGAC
Messenger RNA from Fusarium odoratissimum NRRL 54006, 1527 nucleotides. RefSeq lists its product as uncharacterized. Gene Ontology annotation, biological process: translation. The coding region runs from base 93 to 1037 and encodes 314 amino acids. The transcript is spliced from 2 exons. Gene Ontology annotation, molecular function: RNA binding; structural constituent of ribosome. Gene Ontology annotation, cellular component: ribosome; mitochondrial small ribosomal subunit. NCBI's taxonomy places the organism in Eukaryota, Fungi, Ascomycota, Sordariomycetes, Hypocreales, Nectriaceae. The record is from RefSeq and is a predicted model, not a curated record.